AUGGCGCGGAGGAUGUACCGCGCCGCCGCCGCCGCCGCCGCCCCCGGUGGCGUCGCGCGCGUCCAUCUGAAGCGGAGGCUGUUCGAGCUCUCCCUCAGCGUCCUCAUGGAAGGCAUAGCUCAGACCAAGACCACGCGGCCCGAGGCGGACGCGGACACGGACAUGUCCGUGGAGGCGCAGGAGUACAAGCAUGUCCUCGACGAGCUCAACCCGCUGCUCGGCGCGGCCAACCGGUGGGACUACUUGCCGGCGCUCCGGUGGUUCGACGUGUUCGGCGUGCAGCGCAAGAUCCUGGCCGCGGUGAACAGGAGGAACGCAUUCAUCCGUCGGCUCAUUGACGCGGAGCGGCAGAGGUUAGACGACGACGACGACAGCCGCAGCCAUGGCGAGAAAAGGAGCAUGAUUUCUCUGUUGCUCACUCUGCAGAAGACAGAUCCAGACGUCUACACGGAUAGCGUGAUCACGAAACUUUGUGCAAGUAUGGAACAGAGACUACAUCAACCACAAUAGAAUGGGCAGUGUCGCUUCUACUGAACCAUCCAGACACACUCAACAAAGCACGAGCUGAAAUAGACUAAUUCGUUGGAAACUCUCGGUUGAUCACAGCAGACGACGUGCCUCGUCUCCUAUCUCCAAUACAUCAUCAGCGAGACGUUCCGUCUCCACCCCACGGUACGUACCAUUGCUGCUACCUCACGAGUCAUCCGCGGAUUGCAGCAUCGGCGGCUACCACAUCUCGAGCGGAACCAUGCUGCUCGUCGACGGGGUUGCGAUUCACAGGGACCCGGCGGUUUGGGUGGAGCCGGAGAGGUUCAAUCAGGACAGAGAGGUUCGAGAAUGGCGAGUCCGAUGGGUUGCUCGUGUUGCCAUUUGGGAUGGGGAGGAGGAACUGCGGAAGUGUCCCGGGGAGACAUUGGCAUUGUGAACGGUUGGGUUGGUGCUAGGAACACUGAUCCAAUGCUUCGAGGGCAACUCUUCGGUACAUACUACCAGUAAAAAAAAGUAUUAUUGUACUUUGUUAAUUACUUAAUUAAUAUUAUU
Messenger RNA from Oryza brachyantha (malo sina), 1041 nucleotides. RefSeq names its product isoflavone 3'-hydroxylase-like. The record is from RefSeq and is a predicted model, not a curated record. The transcript is spliced from 2 exons. NCBI's taxonomy places the organism in Eukaryota, Viridiplantae, Streptophyta, Magnoliopsida, Poales, Poaceae. Bases 1 to 510 code for a protein of 169 amino acids. Gene Ontology annotation, molecular function: monooxygenase activity; iron ion binding; heme binding.